UUGAUGCUGCUCCUGUGUGAGUCCAUGUGCCUUGAUGGUGGUGGGUGAUGAGCACAGGCUGUGCUGGACUAGAGAUUAUCUGAGCUUGUUCUGAUCCAGUUUAUCUGAUUGUUUAUCUUCAUUAAACCGGAGCAUUUUAAUCCGGAUCAGGAAUGUCUUCUCUGCUUCAGCGGCUGAUCGGUGCUGGUUGGAGACGCUUUGCUGCUUUUCCCCUCAGAGACACACAGAUGUGUGAGAGUACAGCAGUGGCUCUGGUCCAGGCUGAGUUACUGAAAGGCUCUCCACACAGAAAACACCCCGGAGUGACAAACCUCAAAACAGUCCGUCUGCCUGAGGAUCUUCAGAGAGGAGCCCUAAUGCUCAUACACAAGUCAGAGGUCAAGGACUUGUCUGAAAGGUCCAGCAAGUUGAAGAACUACCUGUGGAGCCGUAAACGAGCAGUAGAGGCUUCAGAACUCAGGGAGAAGGCCGUGACACUGGAGAGGAAAUUGAUGGAGAAGAAUCAACAGAAAGAUGGAGAAGAUUCUAGCACCUCAGAAGCUAAAAUCAGGAAGAAGGUUUUGUAUGAACUGAGGAAGAUGACAUAUCACUGGAUGCCUCUGAGGUAUGAUGAGGAGCUGGGCGUGGUGUAUUUGGCUGCUAGGCUUGCAGGUAGCUAUGCUGCUGCCAUAAGAGCACUUAACGAGAUAAAGAAGAGGGAUCAGAUGUUUGCGCCUUGUUCUUUACUGGACUUCGGCUCGGGGCUUGGAACUGUUCUCUGGGCCUCGCACUCACACUGGGGCGACUCUCUGAAGGAGUAUGUGUGUGUGGAUGCUUCAGGAGCCAUGAACACCCUGGCAGAGCAGCUCCUCAGCGGGGGCAGCGAGAAGGGUCCACUCAUUAAACAUGCCUACUUCCGUCAGUUCCUUCCUGUCUCUCCAAAAGUCCAGUCUGAUUUGGUGGUGGCAGCGUUCUCUUUAUCAGAGUUGUCUACCCAGAAAGAACGAGAGGACACUGUUCUUACAUUAUGGAGGAAAACAAACACUUACCUCGUCCUGGUAGAAAAUGGAACAAAACAAGGUCAUCAUAUAUUAAUGGAAGCCAGAGACGUAUUGCUGAAGAAGCAGGAGAAGGUGCUUCAUGACUUCCGGAGGCCAGUGGUGUUCGCUCCUUGUACUCAUGAGCUGUCUUGUCCAAAACUGCUUAAUCAGCCAGUAGUGCCCUGCAAUUUCCUCCAGUCUUACUGCCCCCUUCCUCUACCUGGGAGUGGUGAAACAGAGCAGGAGAAGUUCAGCUACCUGAUCAUGUGCAGGGAGGAGAAGCAGGUAGAAAAGCCGGGGCAGACGGAGCUAGUACAGUGGGGUAGACUGACCGCUCCAGUUCAUCGCAGAACCAGACAUGUCCAGUGUCAGAUCUGCAGUUCCACCGGAAAGCUCAAACAGCUCGCCGUCACCCCCCGCAAGCAUGGCAGAGACAUGUACCGCUGUGCCCGGAGCAGUGACUGGGGAGAUCGUCUGCCAACCAUCUCCACAGAGGACAACGCCCUCACAGAGGAGCCUUAAUUAACAGUUGAUAUUAUAAUAAUAAAUAAUAAUACAUUUCAUUUUUUAAAGUGCCUUUCACAACACUCAAGGACACUUUACAAAAUAUAAAAAUAAAAUAAAACAAACAUAGGACAAAAAAAACACAGGAGACAAUAGAGUGGAAAAUUACAGCUCAUAGGCUAGUUUGAACAGGUGAGUUUUAAGUCUAGAUUUAAAAAGAGGAAGAGAAUCAAUGUUACAGAUGUUGGGAGGGGGGGAGUUUGGGAGCAGAGCGGCUGAAAGCACAGGUUAUUAAAAUUGUUGGGAUCUGAGCCAGGUUUUUUUUUAGAGUAGGUGUAAUGGCUGCUAUUUUAAAGAGUGUAUGAACAAUUCCACUAAUAAGUGAGAAAUGAACGAUGGCAGUUAUGAGGGUAAGCAGGGAAGAAAAACAGGAUUUAACUAGAACUGUAGGGAGAGGAUCAAGCUGACAUGUAGAAGGUUUCGCUCGAGUUGUCGGAGUACAGGGGUUUACCAGGGGGCAGAAAGAGAGAAAGAAACAGAGUGGGUUUUCACAGGGGCAAGAAAGUUCAGAAUAUCUGUUAGACCGUUGUUACAGUUAGCAGCGAGUUCAUCAGGUGUGGAUUAAUUGUCCAGGUUCAAAAUACAGUCGAAGCUAGCGGUACGGACAUCCAUAUUAUUGUCUUUGAUAUUCCUGAAUGAGAUGAGACAUGAUGGUUUAUUUUUGGAGAGACAGAGUGUAAUGUUACAUGAGAGAAGGAAAUGAUCAGUACAUGGAGAUCAUCAGUUUGAGGGAAUGAGGCCGGAACAACAAUUUUAGUCCAGAGUAUAUCCUCUUGUGUGGAUCCUUGGUGAGAGGAAGAUUACUGCAGUCCAUGUGUAGAGGCAAAAUCCGUUAGAAAGUCCUUGUGUGGCUUAGGAGGACGGUAGACUGUAGUGAUGAUGGUAGGAGAAGGUCCAGGCAUUUCACACGUUAAACACUCCAAUGAAGGGUAAGUGGGCACAGACACAGAGAGGACUUUCCAAUCCUACGCCGCUGUCAUCCCCGAUGAAUGUAAAUGGGGCGAGGCAGAAAAACGAUGUCGUGGGGCACCACUGGCGGGGGCUCCAGGUGAUGAAAGAGAAGCCGCAGGAGUUCAGUCACGGUGUAUUGGUGUAAACCUGCCGCCGGUUGAUAAAAGAGACAGGCCAGGACAGGCAAAACAAGCGCAAAACAGAUGUACAACUGGCACACCCGCAUUGUAAAGCAGAUGGUUAGUAGACCCAGAAGUGUAUUGACCAAAAAAGAAGAGAAAUAACAACAAUAAUACCGGAGAGCAGCGGCAGUUACAUUCACACAGUACUGUUUUUUCCUAAAAACCUGAAUAAAACCAAAUGAUAUUGUGAUAUUA
This is a messenger RNA of Astyanax mexicanus (Mexican tetra), 2911 nucleotides long. It is a transcript of the gene mettl17, whose product is annotated as methyltransferase like 17. The record is from RefSeq and is a predicted model, not a curated record. Bases 153 to 1541 code for a protein of 462 amino acids. Gene Ontology annotation, biological process: translation. Gene Ontology annotation, cellular component: mitochondrial small ribosomal subunit. Gene Ontology annotation, molecular function: methyltransferase activity; structural constituent of ribosome. The transcript is spliced from 14 exons. NCBI's taxonomy places the organism in Eukaryota, Metazoa, Chordata, Actinopteri, Characiformes, Acestrorhamphidae.